Molecule: messenger RNA, 1287 nt
Organism: Diaporthe batatas
Lineage: Eukaryota; Fungi; Ascomycota; Sordariomycetes; Diaporthales; Diaporthaceae
Product: O-phospho-L-serine:2-oxoglutarate transaminase
Exons: 4
Coding region: 1-1287 (428 amino acids)
Biological process (GO): L-serine biosynthetic process
Cellular component (GO): cytoplasm
Molecular function (GO): O-phospho-L-serine:2-oxoglutarate transaminase activity; pyridoxal phosphate binding
Source: RefSeq, a predicted model, not a curated record
AUGCCUACCCGCGACGAGAUCACCUACUUCGGCGCCGGCCCCGCGCUGCUGCCCACAGACGUGCUUGAGCAGGCCUCAAAGGCGCUGCUCGACUACAAUGGCACCGGCCUGGGCAUAGCAGAGCACUCGCACCGCUCUGCGCUGGCCACCGACAUCAUCGACAACGCCAAGGCCGACCUGGCUACCUACCUCGACCUGCCCGAUGACUACGAGGUCCUCUUCAUGCAGGGAGGCGGCAGCGGCGAGUUCUCCGCCACCGUCUACAACAUGGUCGGCGCCUGGGUCUCGCGCAAGAAGGCCGAGCUGCUGAAGUCCAACCACCUGGCCGAGGGCGACGCCGCGCCCGAGCUGCUGGAGAAGGAGCUGGCCAAGGCCGUCCAGGACCUCAAGCUCGACUACAUCGUCACGGGGAGCUGGUCGCUCAAGGCCUACCAGGAGGCCCAGAGGCUGCUGGGGCCGGAGCACGUCAACCUGGUCUGCGACGCCAGGACCGCCAACGACGGCAAGUUCGGCAAGGUCCCGGACCAGAGCACGUGGAAGCUGUCGCCCGACGCCGCCAUGGUGUACUACUGCGACAACGAGACCGUCGACGGCGUCGAGAUGCCCAACUUCCCCGAGAUCCUGGCCCCCAAGCCCGACGGCACCGGCCCCAUCGUCGUGGCUGACAUGUCCUCCAACAUCCUGUCGCGGAGGUUCCCCGCCAAGAACUUCUCGGUCAUCUUCUUCGGCGCGCAGAAGAACCUUGGCUCGACCGGUAUCACCGUCGCCAUUAUCAAGAAGUCCCUCCUUCCUCCCACAACCCCACAGCCGGCACCGGCCCUGCUGCGGAAGCUUGGCCUGCCCAUCGGGCCUAUUGUGCUUUCCUACGAGACCAUUGCCAAGAACAACAGCUUGUACAACACACUGAGCAUUUUCGACGUCUAUGUCGCCGGCUCAGUACUUAAGAAGCUGCUUGCCACGUUCCCUGACAAGGUCGACGGGCAAGAGGCCGUUGCCAACAAGAAGGCUGCGCUCAUCUACGGGGCACUCGAGGCCCACCCAGAGGCAUACAAGAUUGUGCCUGACAAGAGUGCCCGCUCAAGGAUGAACAUCUGCUUCCGCGUCACCAAGGGUGGCAACAUCGACGACGCCGAGAAGGCCUUCCUCAAGCAGUCCACCGACCUGGGCCUCACCGGCCUCAAGGGUCACAGGUCUGUGGGUGGUAUCCGGGCCAGCAACUACAACUCGGUUCCCCUGGAGGGUGCCCAGAAGCUGGCUACCUUUAUCGAGAAGUUUGCCACUUCGUAG